AUUUAAACAUGGAGCUUAGAAAUUGACAGCAAAGUAAUUGGAAGAAGAUGAUUUUCAGGUUCAGUGUCUCUGCAGUCUGCGCUGACUCAAGCACCAGAGAAUGUAAGUCAGACAUCUACAUAUACAUACAUACACACAGAGACGGACAAAGCGUGAGGUACAGGACUUGCGCCAAAGCGUCUUCCUUUCUUUACAGCCAAAACGCCUGCAAGAGAGAGAGAUUGAUAGAGCCCUUGUAAGAAAAAAGAACAUUUUCUCUCCGUAGAUUUGAAGUUGAGUCCAAGGAACUCCAACAACUCAUACCAUUGUAUUUACUAAAUUUAAACCCAUCCCUUUUGUCCAUUUUCCCAGUCCAUCUCUCUCUCCUCUGCUUUCUCAUUCUCUCUCACGUUUUCAGCUCACCUUUCCUGGCCUUAUUCACCUUCCUCUCGCGCCCCUCCAAGAAUCUCACAUUUUUUCAGCGACCCAUUAGCUAGACCAGACAAAUAUUCACAUUUAUUCGACCACCGAACUUUGGCUUCUUCCAAGAAUUCCAUUCAUUUGAUAUUACUUGGGUUUCUUUUGAUUUGCUCACUAUUUGCCCAUUUCGAAGUAAUUCUUUGCGGUGGAGAUGGAUUCCAGGAAAAGUUGCUUGCUUGCGGUUUUGCUUUUGCUUCAGCUGAUCUGCGAUGUGGAUGGCAAUGUGAUGUUUCAAGUUCAUCACAAAUAUGGUGGCCUUGGAAAGGGAAAGGCGACGUUGAAAGCUCUGAGGGCACACGACUCGCGUCGCCAUGGCAGAAUGCUCGCCGCCAUUGAUUUUCAGUUAGGCGGUGAUGGUUCACCCACUGACGCUGCGCUUUAUUAUACCAAAAUCACUAUUGGGACUCCUCCAGUCGACUACCAUGUCCAGGUGGAUACAGGAAGUGAUAUUUUAUGGGUGAAUUGCCACAACUGUGAGAGAUGUCCCACAAGAAGUGAUCUUGACAUAACUCUGAAGCAGUAUGACUUGACUGCCUCAUCUACUGGAAAGAUGAUCUCUUGUAAUCAAGAUUUUUGUGAUGCUGCAUUUGGCCGUCCAAAUCCAGAUUGCAAGGCUGGAAUGAAUUGCGAAUAUUCUGUUACCUAUGGAGACGGGAGCAGAACUGAGGGGUAUUUUGUCAGAGAUUACUUCAGACUUGAUCAAGUCACUGGCAACCUUCAAACAUCUGCCAUGAAUGGAUCAAUAACUUUUGGAUGCUCAGCAAAACAAUCUGGAGAAUUAGGUACCUCUUCUGAGGCAGUUGAUGGAAUAAUUGGUUUUGGACAAGCAAAUACAUCCAUACUUUCACAACUCGCUUUGUCUGGAAAGGUGAAAAAGAUCUUUUCACAUUGCUUGGACGGCAACAAGGGAGGUGGAAUUUUUGCUAUUGGGGAAGUAGUGCAGCCAAAAGUAAACAGAACACCACUUGUCCCAAAUGAGCCACACUACAACGUUAUCCUCAAGGCAAUUGAGGUAGGCGGUCAAUUUCUAAACCUUCCAACGGACUCGUUUGACACGGGAUCCAGUCGAGGGACAAUAAUUGACAGUGGUACAACCUUGGCAUAUCUUCCAUCUGAGGUGUAUCAGCAGCUUAUGAAUAAGGUGACGGGACAACAACCAAAAAUGGAAACUCACGUAGUUGAGCGGCAGUUCAAAUGCUUUUGGUACCGUGGGAAUGUUGAUGAUGCAUUUCCAGUUGUAAAUUUUCAUUUCGAGAACUCACUCCCUUUGGCUGUCUAUCCCCACGACUAUCUGUUUGAAGUCCGGGAUACAGAGUAUUGUAUAGGCUGGCAGAACAGCGGAAUGCAGACAAAGGAUGGAAGGGAAAUAACUUUGUUGGGAGAUAUAGUAUUACAAGACAAGCUUGUUUUGUAUGACCUUGAAAACCAGACCAUUGGAUGGACGCCGUACAACUGUUCUUCAACCAUCAAAGUCAGAGAUGAAGCGAGUGGAAAUGUUUAUUCUGUGGCAGCACACAACAUCUCUUCUGCUUUCAGUCUACCGAAGGUUAAUGUUGUAUUGAUGCUUUUGUUUAUAGUCGUCCUCCUCAAACUCAUAGAAUGAGUACUAUGCCAAGUGUAGCUUCAGGCAAUGCUGCUCUUGUCAUAUCAUAGUAAAUGUUUGAUGCUGAGGACGUUGGUACUGAACCUUAGACUAAUGAAAUAAAAGUUUGGUGGAAUUUUGUCUCUA
Molecule: messenger RNA, 2188 nt
Organism: Sesamum indicum (sesame)
Lineage: Eukaryota; Viridiplantae; Streptophyta; Magnoliopsida; Lamiales; Pedaliaceae
Product: aspartic proteinase 36
Biological process (GO): proteolysis
Molecular function (GO): aspartic-type endopeptidase activity
Source: RefSeq, a predicted model, not a curated record